AUGUCAGAAUAUACAAGCCUUUGGGUGGACGAAAUUACAAGCAUGUAUGAUAAGGGAACAUACGAUAAAGAAGAUUCUUCAAAAUCUGUUUCCAUACACAGAGCACCCAAGUUUCUCAAGGAUUUAAACGAGGCGGCCUACAUUCCUCGUGUUGUGCCACUGGGCCUCUUUCAUCAUCGACCCACAGAAUCUCCUUCUGAAAUGGACCGCCGGAAGAUGGGCGCCGUCCUACGGAUGAAGAAGAGGCUGCCUCUGGAAAAGCAACAACAGUUUUUGCAUCUGUUCAACGACAGCUUCAACUCUUUCAUCAAAAGCUGCUAUGAAGAAGAUAUAGAAACCGAGAACAGCUUCAUUUCUUGGACUUGUCUUCUGGAUGGGUGGUUUAUGCUCGAGAUUUUGGGAGUUCUUGAUCCGGCUGCAGAGAAUAUAUUAGAUCCUGUUUAUAAUCCGAAUAGGAUUAAGUCCUGCCAAUUUGAUAUCCUCUGUGAUUUUUUCAUUCUCGAAAAUCAAAUUCCUAUAGACAUUCUGGUGCAACUCUUGAAAAUGGAACAUGCAGAUGCACCCAAAAAGUUGUAUACAAUGCUACUUGAUACAACUACCAUAAUUCAUCCUUUCCUGCCCAAGCGAUUUCCUGAGCAGGAAAAACCAGAAUGGAAUGAAGCAAAAGAUGGAAAUCUGCAUGAAUAUAAGCACAUAUUAGGAGUAUUCCACAGCUUUGUUUCAGGAGAAUCAAAGCCUCCAAAACAGCCGCACACCUCAAGGGCAGCUAAAAAAUGGAAAAAAUGGAUGACCUGGUCUCAGAAAGGCCAAGAGGAAAACGAAGAACAGCAGCAGUUUCUCGAGUCAUUUAUAACGGCUUCUGCUUCGGAGUUGUUCAGUUCAGGUCUAAGGUUCAAGUCUUACUACGGAAUUCCCUCAAAUGAAAAAAUAACUUUACGUAAACAGGGGGCAACUCUUACACUCCCCACACUGUUCAUCACUGAUACUUCCGAGAUGAUUUUCAGAAAUUUAAUGGCUUUUGAGGUCUUCCAGGCUGAUGGUCAUAAAGAAAUAUCAUAUUAUGUAUUGCUGAUGAAUGAACUGAUUGAGGAAGAGAAGGACGUGGCAGUGCUGAGGAGGGCGGGCGUUAUUCAGAGUUCCAUGGGCACUGACAGCCAAGUGGCCACUCUCUUAAAUGGCCUGUGCAAGGGCCUCAAUUUGCAGGAUUUGAAAGAAGACCCCUAUAUUCAAAUCAAAAUGACACUCAACAAAUGGUAUAGCAGCCUGCCUUUGGUAAAACUUAACCUGUAUUUGCAACAGCAUCCAAAGCUCCUGAAAAAUAUAGCUUUGUUCUGGGCAGUUGCACUAGUCAUAGCCUCUGCUUCAUCCUCCCUUUACCCGUUAUAUCAAAGAUAUCUGACAAAUGCACCAAACCAUUGA
This is a messenger RNA of Cryptomeria japonica (Japanese cedar), 1419 nucleotides long. RefSeq lists its product as uncharacterized. The record is from RefSeq and is a predicted model, not a curated record. The transcript has a single exon. NCBI's taxonomy places the organism in Eukaryota, Viridiplantae, Streptophyta, Pinopsida, Cupressales, Cupressaceae. The coding region runs from base 1 to 1419 and encodes 472 amino acids.